CCUCUGAAGCCCCCUCCUCCCUCCCUCCUGAUAUCGCUUUGACAAUCGAAGGUCCACACCGACCGACGGCGCCAGUGAACAGAUUAAAUUAACCCCCCCCGGGGCUGCCUCUUCAGGAUGAAAAUGUUCAUUCUUCUUAACCCACGUUUGUAAGAUGUUGACUCUAUAGCCGAAACCCUGCCCUCUCCCCGCCUCCAGUCAAACGGUAGGAGGGCAGCGACGGAGCGGAACAGCCAGGCGAUACAUUGUUUGGAACAGACAGCUAACUUCUGUUCGGAGUUUAAACGCUAGCCGUUAGCCUUUUCACGGACAGCCGUUAAAAGCACGCGCCGUAGCCGUUGGUGGUGAAACCCGCUAACCAUAAAAAGGUUUUUAUUUUUUUUUAGCGAAAAAAAUGGUGACUUUCUCCGCGGUAGUCAGACCUCUGGCUUCUCACCUUCAACGGCAGCUCGCCAGGCACGCCAAGAGUAACCGGAUAACGCCUGUCAGAAGAUGCAACCUCACGGCGUGCUCAAGCAAAUAUGUGCUGUCUCAAAUGCAUCCCAUGUGGCAGGGACCCCUCGCGGUACCAGGAGGGGAUCGACAGUCUCCCAUAGAUAUUGUUGUGAGGAAGAGCGUGUAUGACUCGGAGCUGAAGCCCCUGGUGACCGACUACGACCCAGAGACCUGCCAACAAAUCUGGAACAACGGUUAUUCCUUCCUAGUCGAGUAUGACGACACAACAGACAAGUCAACGCUGAAAGGGGGCCCCCUGCAAGACCAGUUCAGGCUGUGUCAGUUCCACUUCCACUGGGGGGAGACCAACGCCUGGGGGUCAGAGCACACCGUGGACCGCCGGCUGUUCCCCGCAGAGCUCCACUUGGUCCACUGGAACUCCGACAAGUACAGUUUGUUCGAGGAGGCGGUGAUGGAAGAUAACGGACUGGCUGUUAUUGGAAUUUUUCUGAAGGUGGGGAAGAGACACGAGGGGCUGCAGAAGCUGGUGGACGCCCUCCCCGCCAUCCGGCACAAGGGCAGCAUCGUCGAGUUCACGCGCUUCGACCCCGCCUGCCUGUUGCCCAGCAACACUGACGAUUACUGGACGUACCACGGCUCGCUGACCACGCCCCCUUUGACCGAGUCCGUCACCUGGAUGGUCAUGAAGCAGCACAUCGAGGUCAGCCAUGACCAGCUGGCAGUUUUCCGCAGCCUCCUGUUCACUGCGGCCGAGGAGGAGGUUCAGAAAAGUAUGGUCAACAACUUCCGCGUGCAGCAGCCUCUGCGGGGGCGCACCGUGCGCUCCUCCUUCAGCCCUUUCCUCCGGGAGGCGCCGCCGGCCACCGGCGCCGAGCCGAGCCACUGA
Messenger RNA from Menidia menidia (Atlantic silverside), 1342 nucleotides. Lineage: Eukaryota; Metazoa; Chordata; Actinopteri; Atheriniformes; Atherinopsidae. The record is from the annotation of a GenBank genome assembly.